ACACUCAGUCAGUCGUUCAGUUUGUUUGUUCGUUGUUAUACGCUUCUUACGGUCGAGUUACGGAGAAACGGUGUGUCUUCUCUCCACUAAAAAUAAUAAAAUCAACAAAAUUGAGCCUGAAGCCAAUGUGGAUUACUUGCAACAAUAGCAACAACAAAAGAGGGUGUUAAAAAGCAAAUUUUAAUUAAAAAGAAAAUUUAAAAAAAAAAUAUCUAUAUCCAUAAAACAAAAAUUACCAACAACUAAAAAAAAUUUAAACAAAAAACUCCAAAAGGAAUUUUACAAUAAUUUUUUAGUUUCGAAAUUUUUUAUAAAAUAAAAAAAAGAAGAAAAGAGUUCAAAGAAAACCAGACGUAAUCAUUUAAUCAAUCUCUCUCAAUUGGUAAGUGCUCUCAUGUGCGCGCUCUCUCUCUUUGCCAUCACAGUUGGUUAAAUUACUGCUGCUGCUCUUGGUAAAGUGUGUGUGUAUUCGACAACGUCGUCGUGUGUUUUCUUAUGAAAGUGUGUAGUAGUCGCGUUGAUUUUGUGCGGUUUCUUAUUGUUAUUUUCCGAUUGAGCCUGUCUCCCGUUAACUUCAAAAUACACCACCAUCAUCAUCAUCAUUGACAACAAAAACAACUCUGCCGCUGCUUAAACUUCUCACCACCAUAAUAACACAAGUGACGGUGUUUAUCUCGUUUCUUUUUUGUACAACAAAUAGCAACAACAAUAAAAUUGUGUUUGCUUGUGUAUUGAGAGAAGAAAAAAAAAGAAACAACAAAAAUACACAAAAUUAUACAGCAACAUAUUGUAAGGUGUGGGGAAAUCGAUUGAUUACGUACCAUAUUAUAAUCUCUUCCACCACCUAACUUGCUUAAAUGUUGCAUUAAAAGAAAAUCAACAUAAAAAUUGAGAAACCAAGAAAUUAAUACGAUUUCUUUUGUCAAUUCCCAGCAAAAACCCAAAAAUAACUAAAGAAAAUAUAUAACAUAAAUGAGUUGCAAUAACGAAAAAGUGAGAUAACAAAGUAAAAAGCAGCAUUCAAUAAAAAAGCAGCAAUUGGUGAAAAUAAUUUAUAAUUAACUGUGAACAAUUUUUGUUAGAAAGAAGAUAUAACAAAAAAAUAUGGAAAAAUCAACAGACUCUAGUAGUGGUUCGACGUCUUUAACACCAUCUUCGUCGUCGACGACGACGACGCCGUCAUCUUCAACAACAGCGUCAACAUCGUCGUCUUCGUUAUCAAGUGCUAACAAUCCAGGAGAAGGUAGCCUAUCAUCUGCUAACAGCCAGCAUAUGCUGAAUUCUUCCAAUAAAGCUGUUUAUGAUGUUGGUAGCCAAGCAACAACGCAUUCUGACAGCAAUGGCAACCCACAACAACAGCAGCAUCAGAAAAUGCCACAAACGCCAUCUAGCCAACAGCCCACAACUACACCAACAACAACGAUGUACAUGCAAAAGCAUCAUCAAAACAAUAGUUGUUCCUCAACAAAAAAUCAACUUAAUUUACUUGGGUGUGGUCCAUCGGUGUCGGCGGCGGCAACAUCAUCAGCAAAUAGUGGCAGUUUAAAGGCCUCCAAUGGCAAUAGUAACCAUAACAACAACAAUUCAUGUUCUGCACCACUACCAACUCCAUCCUCCUCAAACGUAUCCCUUAACAACACCAACAAUGGCACCUUGGGUCAUCAAUCUUGUAACUCUGCUGCCGUUAUCUCCUCCUCGCCCAGCAACUCGGCAAUAUCUAUUGCCUCUUCUAAUAGUAAUGCUGCCAUUGCCUCUGCUUUGGGCUUUACUUCAACAUCAACAACCAUGGUAACAUUGCCGACAUCAUUGUCAUCAAUGUCAGCGUCGUCGUCAUCAUCAUCAUCAUCAUCAUCAACAACAACAGCAGCAGUAGCAUCCUCCUCAACAACUUUGUCGUCUACACAAAUGGCGCCUAUUAAUCUUAAUAUAAGCACAACAACCGGAGGCAAUUUUAGUGUUUCGGUUGAUCCUCAGAUAAGUGUGGAAAAUCUGAAGAAGAUUAUAGCCAAGAAGCUUAAAGUUGCCAAGGAUCGUAUAUGUUUGCUGCAUAGAGAAAAGGAACUUCAAGAUGGCUCACUUAAGGAAAACAAUCUCAUGGAUGGCUCAAAAAUUAUUCUGAUACCAAAUGUUGAAACUGGUUUACUGGCUCAACGUCCCGAGAAUACGGUUAUGCAAGCCCUUGAAUCGCUGAAUGAUGCCCAAGUCAAUGAUUUUCUUAGCGGCAAAACUCCAUUGAAUUUGAGUAUGCGUCUGGGUGAUCAUAUGAUGCUGAUACAGUUACAACUUAGCACGGUAAAUCCUGUCAACAGUGCCGCUCAUCACAGCGGCUCGAAUUGCAGCAGUAGUUCCUCACGUACACGUUCCAGUCAUCAUCAUCAUCACCAUCAUCAUCGCAGCAGUAGUAGUCGCAGUGCAUCGACACAAACUGCCGGUGGAUCGACAGCAGCAACAAAUGGUGGAACCUCAGCGCCAGCUUCCUCAUCUUCCAACAGCGGUAGCAGCAGCAACAACAGUCACCAUCAUCAUCACCACCACCAUCAUCAUCAGCACAAUAAUGGUGUUAAUGGUGUAGUACCAGGAUCCAUAGCCUCAUCAAAUGCUACAGCAGGUGGAGCAGGAGUUGGAGUGGUCAUGCCCACUGCCCAAAAUGCCAAUGCAGUGAGGAAAUUUGAAAUGGAUACAACACAAAGGGUUGUGGGAAAACAUGCCAACCCCACCGUAGUACCACCACCAUCGACUGUAAGAAUGACAACACCAUUGGCCGCACAACCACUUCCCACACCAACAUCCUCCUCAACGUCUGGUGUCAACGGCGCAAUAAACUCCAAAAAUUCCGAUUUCAGCUCAUAUCUAAGCAAUAUUGUCAAGAGUAUUGCUAUGGCUCAGCCCGGUUCACGUCUAACACCUGCCGUCACCACAAAUGCUGCGGCUGCUGGUUCGGCUGGGCAACAAACAACAACUACAAGCGCAAUUCCCACAUCGGCCAUUGUGCCAGUAGUGGCCUCGCCCUUCCAUACACCCUCCUCAGCUGAGGCUGUACUCUUGGAACAGUCACCCAUCAAAUCUUUAUCAAAUUUAGUCUCAAGCCCCAUUAAGACCACAUCAAUUAAACACAUUCCCCGUAUAUCUUCGAAUAGUAGUAACAACAACAAUAGUUCCUCCAAUUCCGUGGCCCUUGGCCCACAUACAACGGCUUUAAGUGCUAAUACUGCAACGGCAGCAGCACCACCACCAAUUUGUCAGGAUCCCAUUGCAGCGAAGUUGACCUCCUGUCUCUGUACCAGACUUAAUGGAGGAAGCAGUGGUGCUGGGAAUAUGGCACCUCAUGUAAGCGCCAAACAAUGCAUUGAAAGUUCAUGUAUUACUUCACAACAACAACAACAACAACAGCAACAGAUGCCACAAUUAGCUCAACAACAACAGCAUCAACAACAACAACGUACAAGCUCUAUAAUGACCAGCACACCAAAUUAUAAAUCUAUUAAUUCCGGUGGUCCUGUUUUGACAACACCACCCCCACCCCUAACAAAUAUUGCCGGCAAUUCUUCCUCAGCAUCGUCGCGUGCCUCUUCAUCGUCGUCCUCGUCGUCGUCGUUACACAAAACAGCCCACAAUGCAAUUACCCGUAAGCAUCGUCAUCAUCAUCAUCACCACCACCAUCAUCAUCACUACCAUCACCCUGGAGUACAAACCAGCAAUUCCGUAAAAUUGCAACCAAAUCUCUCCUCGACGUCUUCAUCUUCGUCGUCCUCAACAACACCCCAACGCGGUGGUGGCAUUUCCAAUGAUAGUGGUUUCAAUUCCAGCGAUGAUACCCUAAACAUUUCUACACAAACUCCAACAAAGUCCAAACCCACUGUGGCAGCACCAACGCCCCUAAUGAUAGCCGCUCCAUUGGCCUCAAGCUCUAACACCACCACACCAAUUGCGGCCCAAUCCAACCAUUCAACACCAACUAGCGCAACGGCCGCAGCUGCCGCAACACCCAUUGAACUAGAUGAAUCCGGCAUUGUUUCAGAUUCCCGUACACUCGCCGAGGCAUCACGUAAUCUCACCCAAACGCUGCGCAAACUAUCCAAAGAAGUUUUCACCAAUAAAAUCGAUUUCUCGGCCAGCGAGGAGACACCGCGCAAAAGUGGUUCCGGCGCCGUCAUUGAAUCAAUGAAAAAUCACGGCAAAGGAAUAUAUUCGGGAACAUUUUCGGGUACACUAAAUCCAGCUCUGCAGGACAGAUAUGGUCGUCCCAAACGUGAUAUAUCCACCGUAAUACAUAUUUUGAAUGAUCUGUUGAGUGCAACGCCACAAUAUCAUCGUGGUGCACGCAUUAGCUUUGAGGCUCCAUCAACAUCGGCAGCUGCCGCAGCAUCGGUGGCAGCAGCCAGCGGUUCGCCGGGUGCUAUACAUCAUAGUUCCAGGAGUAAACAUCUUUCAUCAAAGCAUCAUCACUCCUCGCAUCCCUCCUGUGUCAAAUGCAUUAAAACACAUAACAAUAGCGCUUCCACCUCCUCGUCGUCGUCGUCAAUCAAUAGUGGAUCUAAUGGUGGUGGCGGUUCAGCGUCAUCAUCCUCUUCUUCACCCAUAUGUGCUUAUGGCGAAUGCAGCGGUCAUUAUGUUAGCAAAUCACAAUCAAGCAAAAGCUAUCCCUGUUGCCAACCAGAUGUGACUAACAGUUCCAAUAUGGUUACCAGCCAUCAUCAUUCUUCGUCGUCGUCGUCGUCGUCAGCGUCAUCAUCGCAUCACCAACACCACCAUCAUCAUCAUCACCAAUCCCAACAACAGGUGAUGGUGGAUGAGCGCAAGGUGUGCCAAUGUCGUUAUCGCAUACACAGUGAAACCGGCGAACGAGAACGCGAACAUACCUGCCAGAAAUGUGCUACCGAAAUGGAUAAUAUGAAAACCAAAUCUAAAUUGGAUCAAUUGCGUUUGGUAAUGCAACAGCGCAAACAGAAACGUGAGGCACGCAAAUUAAAGGGAGCUCCAUAUGGAGCACGCGUUGUUGGCACCACCAGCACAGCCACGACGGCAACAUCGGGUGGCGCUGGUGUUGUAGAUGCUGGCAAUGCCACCAGCCUCAGUGCUACAAAUAGCCCAAUUAGUGCAAAUAACAAUCAACAAACACCAAUUAGUGUGGCCAGUGCAUCCACAGCGCCCAGUGAAGUAUCACCAAAUCAUAUUGUCGAAGAGGUUGAUACAGCUGCAUAGAUUUAUAACUAAACAAAAAAAAACAUAAAAUGCAAAAUACGUUUUGUGUUUCAGAAUUACAACUUUUUUUAUAGAUAAACUAUUUGAUGCUUAUUCUUCUUGAUUUUUUUAAGAAAUUAAUUUUAUUAGAAUUUAAAGAAAAAAAAUUGCUGUUCAUAUUUUUUUUAAUUUUAAUUAGUUUUUCUUCGUGUAGCAUUUAUUAGUUUUUAGAUAAAAAAUAAAAUACCUUUUUUUUUCUCACAUUACCACCAACAAUUACAACAACAACGAUGACUACUUUACAACAACAAAAAUCAAAGAAAAUAUCGUAAAAUGUAAAAUUUAUUUAUACACAACCACCAGUUUUUUUAAGGCAAUUUGUUCAUUUUUUUUUUGUAAUAACUAGCCUCAGUCCGUGAAUAUUUUAGGAGUUCGAUUUUAAGCGAGCUUGGGAAAGCAUUAACACCUUUUCCUCCUUUUUUAUCAUUCUUUAAGGCAAAAAGAAUCUGUCUUAAAGUUUGACAGAAUGGAUUUUUACUGAUUUAGCCUCAUCAUUUUUUGAAAACAGUAUCAUUGAACCAUCUUAGAAAUAGUUUUAAAAUCCACCGAUUUUUUCCACAUUUCCCCAUUGUUUUUAGUGGAGAAAUUUCUUUUUUUUUUUCUAUAACUCGGCUCAAAGAAGUAAUAAAGUGCAAAUAAUUGCGAAUAACUUACUUUGAAAGAGAUAUGCAACCUGAAAAAAUGAUGGAAAAUUAACAAAAUUUUGAGGUUUAUUUUUUAAUAGAAAUUGACUCAAUAUUAGGCUACCUUACUUUUAUUUGAUUGCCUCAUCUUGGAUUAAACUCUGAAAUAUAUCUGUUUUAUAAUUUUUUCUACAAGUCAAGAUUCCAAAAAUUCCUUACCUUUAUUUGAUUGCCUCAUCUUGGAUUAAACGCUGGAAUAUAUAUGUUUUAUAAUUUUAGAUCUACAAGUCAAGCACCCAAAGUUCGCCAUACCACGUAAUCAUUUCCCGGAUGGUUAGGAUUCCGAGAGUUUUUACUCAAACGGAGUUAUUUUAUUUGUGAUUAUCAAGAAAUUCUGCUGAUUUUUUUGGCCAAAUAAUAUAUCAUUAUACCUUCUAAAAGUCUUGAUGUUGAUAUCUGGAAAUGUUUUUGAUUUUUCGAUUACCAGAGACAUCUGUAGCCGAACUUUAUGAUUGGCGAAUUAUUGAAAAAAUGGACAAAUUUUGCAAAAUCUAACUGGUGGUUACCAAAUUAAAUUAAUUAAUGUUAUGUUUAAAUAAUUUAUAUAUAAAAAUUGUGUUUUCUUCGGUUUUAACGUCAACAUGCCUUUUCCUAAUAUUUUUGGAUUAUAUCAUAAAAAAUAAUAAUAAUUUUCAUUCAUAUAUGUAGCUCUAUUUUAAAUGAAUUUUUGUUGGAUUUUUUUAGCUUAAGAAAUGUUUUUUUGGUUUUUUGCUUUAUUACUAUUAAAUUAAUAACAACAACAAUAAUAAUAAUAGUUUUAAAUAACAAAAACAAAAGAGACCUUAAAUUUGCAAUAAUUUUGAAAUGGAAACAAAACACAUUAAUGAUGGUCCACAAUUCGUAAUUUUCAAUAUUAGAUCUGUUAGUUUUUUUAAUUUUGUAAUUUUGCUCCGCAGGCUGAGCUAUUGUUUCUUAAAACAAAACUUCAUUCUAAUGCAAUUUAUUUUAUUUCUAGAAUGAAUUUUGAACACAUCUGUUACUACUUUACAACUACUUUCUUAACAUUUUUUCCCACUGUUUUUUUUUAAUCUUAAUAAAAAUAUAUAUUAAAACGUUGUGCGUUAUUUUUUUAAACUCCAUUUUAUUUAAACUUAGUUCAAAACUUUCCCCAAUUUCUUUUUCCUUCCUUCCUUUCCUUCCCACCAAACAAAUAAACUUCCCUUACACAUAUGAAUUUUUUGCCUUUUGGUUUAUUGAAAAUACCAACAAAACCUAUAAACUUUAGUUUUAAAUUUUAAAUAAGAAAUAAAUACAUAUAUAUAUUUUUUGGAAAACUUAAUUUAAAUAUUAUUACAACAAUCAAUCAAUCAAUCAACAACAACUACUACAAAUAUUUUACAAAUUAUUUUUAUUAUUACUUUUUAUUUUAUUUUUAUUUUUUAAUUUAAAAUUUUUGUGUGAAAA
Musca domestica (house fly) is the source of this 7328-nucleotide messenger RNA. RefSeq names its product midnolin homolog. The transcript is spliced from 4 exons. The coding region runs from base 1105 to 5202 and encodes 1365 amino acids. Gene Ontology annotation, cellular component: nucleus. The record is from RefSeq and is a predicted model, not a curated record. Gene Ontology annotation, molecular function: protein binding. Lineage: Eukaryota; Metazoa; Arthropoda; Insecta; Diptera; Muscidae.